CCCGGAGCCCCCCACCUUGCUUCCAGGGACCCCCUAGAAUCUCCGGAGCCCCCCCACCUUGCUUCCAGGGACCGCCUAGAAUCCCCGGAACCUUGCCUCCAGGGACCCCCUAGAAUCUCCGGAGCCCCACGCGCCCAUUAGAACCUUUCAGGACGACCCCAGGGCCCCCCACAUGCCCUUCCGAGAUCUUCUAUGACCCUCGGAGGGGGCCCACCUACACCCACCGCGGGUGGCGGGUGGCGGGUCCCGGGUCCCACUGGCCGAGCACCAGUGUGCGUGACGCCGCGGCGGCCACACCGGUUUGCUGUUUCGCCUGGACUCGGCCCGCCCCUCUCGGGAGUCCCGCGUGGGGGAGAGGCGGGCGCCAGGCCCGCAGUCCGCCGCCCUGUGCCCGCGCGCCUUGCGCCAAGCACACCGGUAAUAGCCGUGGGGAAGACUUCAUCCUCAGCAUUCGGCCUCAGUUUGCACGGAAGUCAUUGCGUCUAAGGACUGAUGCGGAUCCAGCAGAGGAAACACAAGAAUAGAAGAGGCUUGUGAAAUGUAUACUAGAGCUGCGAACAUGUUCAAGAUGGCCAAGAACUGGAGUGCUGCAGGAAAUGCAUUCUGUCAAGCCGCCAAGCUCCACAUGCAGCUGCAGAGCAAACACGACUCAGCCACCAGCUUUGUGGACGCCGGGAACGCCUACAAGAAGGCAGACCCCCAAGAGGCUAUCAACUGCUUAAAUGCAGCCAUCGACAUUUACACAGACAUGGGAAGGUUCACGAUUGCGGCCAAGCACCACAUCACAAUCGCAGAGAUCUACGAGACCGAGCUAGUGGACAUUGAGAAGGCUAUCGCCCAUUACGAACAAUCAGCCGAUUAUUACAAGGGGGAGGAAUCUAACAGCUCGGCUAACAAGUGUUUGCUGAAAGUGGCCGCGUAUGCCGCCCAGUUGGAGCAGUACCAGAAGGCCAUCGAGAUCUUCGAGCAGAUUGGGGCCAACACCAUGGAUAACCCUCUGUUGAAGUACAGUGCAAAGGAUUACUUCUUUAAAGCCGCCCUCUGCCACUUCAUAGUGGAUGAGCUGAACGCCAAGCUUGCUCUUGAGAAAUACGAGGAAAUGUUUCCAGCAUUCACUGACUCUAGAGAAUGCAAAUUACUGAAAAAACUUCUAGAAGCUCAUGAAGAACAGAACAGUGAAGCUUACACAGAAGCAGUGAAGGAGUUUGACUCCAUCUCCCGCCUGGACCAGUGGCUCACCACCAUGCUGCUGCGCAUCAAGAAAUCCAUCCAGGGGGAUGGGGAGGGGGACGGAGACCUCAAGUGAGGCGCAGUGUCCCUGCGGCAUGCCGCCGAGUCCUUGUUCAUUUCGCGUUAGGGCCAGUGAUCAUUGUGGGAUGCCCAUUCAACGGCUUCAUUUCGUUGCACGUGAGCCUGACGAUGUAUGUGUGUGUGUGUGUUUAAGCCACUGCGUGUGUCACCGUGCUGUGGGCGGGUGGGCCGCUUCUGUGCGUAUUGUGAGUGUGUAAUGGGCUGCCUCCCGCUUGUCAGAGUCCCCAGAGUUUUCCAAGAACUGCUUCAGAAUCUUCCUCCUGUUAUUUCAGUAUGUGCAGAGCUCAUGUUUCAUUUUGACACAUGUUUUUAUGUCCCUUUUCCUGGACUUGUGUGCCCAACCCAGUUGUUCUAAUAGAUGCUUUGCAUGUUCUCUGUGAACUUGCACCUUGGUGGAUUCUCUAAACGUGUGUGUUUAGUGUAGGAUGGUUGUUUGGAAUGCAUUUAUGGCUUUCCUCAUUAGAAUUAUUUAUCCUUUUUGUUAUCUCGUGAUUCUUUUGACAGUGCCAUGACCCGUUUCCCUGCUCUUGUGCAUUGUUCUGUAGCUGAUGUGCAUGUGAGAAUUCAGGUCAGCCAGGCCUGCUGGCUGCUUGCAGUGGGGAUGAGGGAGCUUCCUGACACGGCCCGCUGACGUGUGUGGCCGUGUGGAGCUGAACCUGAGCUCAUAAGUGCACUGUGCGUGAGAUCUAGGAGAGACAGGUGUCUUCCUUUCUUGGAGGGAGUGUCCACUUCUAGUUGGGGCAGGACCCUUGCUUCACCUUCACAGAAAGGUAUUUGAACUGGCAUAUCCCUUUCAUGUUCACACACUUUCCCACGUUGAGAGGGCACCCCGUGUGCCCCCUUGUGUACAUCCUCACCAGAGCCAGGAGGUUAUUUCAGUCGAAGCUUGUAUGUCAUUCAUUUUCAUUUUUAAUUGUCAUUCAUUUUAUCUGUUAAUUGGACAUGAUGGGCUUGGUGGGCUGAGUACAGUACAGUUUACUGCACCAUUGGGAAAGAGUCCCAGUGAGCUGCUGAGGGGACCUGCCCUUAGCUGAUGGAUUGUUUUAUCUGGUGUAGUUGAAUUCUAUCCUAUUGUUUUGACUUAUAUAUGUGCGCUAUUGACCUAUGAACUUAAUCCCUGCCCUUUAUGUUACGUGCUAAUAACUUUGUGCUUUAGACGUGCUCUUGUUUCCUGAAUCUCUUAUAAGUGAUUUGUUUGAUGUGCAUUUAUUGCUAGAUAAUGGCAGUGUUGACAGAUAAAUGGGAUUUCCUGUCCUGUCAGAUGUUAACUGGUAUUUGAAAGGUGUUGCAUUUUUGGAUGGCCAGCAACUGGGAUUCAAAGGUGCUGUUGGGCAGAAACAGAGUGGGUCCAGGUUGAGGGCUGAGCCAGGAGAAAGGUUUGGGGAUGAGGAAUAAGUCCGACUAGGAGGGAGAAGAAAGUGGCAGAAAGGAGGCUGAGAAGGACGAGUGGAGGCCUGAUCGUGGAGCAGCCCUGUGGGCCGCCGUGAGGAUUCGGUGGCUGUAGUUGCGGGGUCAUCUGUGCGGCCUGGGCUGGUGGAGAGGUGGGGCAGUGGUGGCUCUAUCCCAGCCCACAGGGCAGUCAUGGACCAGGAGACAGGGGGUACUCUGACCUUGGACCCUGGUAUCCAGUGAGGAGUCCUUCUUUCCUUCAAAGGUCUGGGAUCCUUAAAAGAAAGCUGGCUGUUGGUUAUGGUCCAUUUUAGAACAGAGCCUGCUUGGUACUUCUUCACUUCCUAUCGGAACCUCUUAAGAAAAAAACACUUAGAGAAGUGGGGUUUUGUUGCUCUAUGUGAUUCAGUGCCCAGCCUGUCAGAAUCACGUGGGUGAGAUGAGCGUGUGUCCUCCGGCUGCAGGCCUGCCUACCUGGGGGACAGUAACCCUCCCUGCCAGCCAUGCACUUUUGUCGCUGGUCUGGAAAGUCUGCUUCCACUUAUUAAGGAAACUUGUGGUCUGACCAUGUAAAGGAAAAACCGAAUGACGUUUGUUUAUUAGAUUUUUAUCCUGAUCCCCUGACAGACCUGUCUGAAGACCUGUAGUUUUGAGAAUAUUGGCACCAUUUUCAGUCCCUGGGAUGGGAAGAUCCCCUGGAGAAAGGACAGCUGCCUACUCCAGUAUUCUGGCCUGGAGAAUUCCAUGGACUGGAUCGUCCAUGGGGUCAAAAGAGUUGGGACACGACUGAGCCACUUUCACUUUCACUUAUGUCACAUCAGAGUUGUUGUGUUGAAAUGAACACUAGGACCAGUGCCUGAAUUAAGAUGCUUUUUUUAAUAUUUCACAUGAAAAAGUAAAAAAUAAUUGUAAUGGCUAGAACAGACCACUAGAACAUAAAAGUGAGAAGAAAAAAGUCCCAGGAACAGCUCCAGGCUUCCUCCCUAGAAACAUUCCAUCAGAGUGGGCAGCACUGUGACUUCCAGCAUUUAUAAAUCGUUAUUUAUGAACAAAAUAUGAUUGUGUUGCAGUCUUUGUAUUUUAGCAAGUCAUUGUUUAGUUCAUUGUCAGAAGUUAAAAUUUCUUAUGGGAAAGCUUUUUGUGGCAAUGUUUUUCUAGCUUGUGUGAACUUCUUUUUUAUUGAAUGAUUUGGAAGCAGUGUCCUUGCAGUCGUGACCGUGUGUGACAGUGCCCCUGUAACCACAGCGUGUGUGUUUAUUGUUUCCUCUGACACCAUGUAUUUCAGAUGCCCCGAGUCAACCCCCAUGGCUUCUGCGGGGGUUCUGGGCCUCUCUUCCCCAGGGCUGUCGGGGAGGGUGUAUUAUGAAAACUCACCCUGGAUGAUAAAUCCACCUUCGCAGAGUCAGUGUAUUUUGUGUGAACCUGUACAGUAAAUAAAGUCCCAGUUAUGAGCAG
This is a messenger RNA of Bubalus bubalis (water buffalo), 4155 nucleotides long. It is a transcript of the gene NAPB, whose product is annotated as NSF attachment protein beta. Gene Ontology annotation, molecular function: syntaxin binding; soluble NSF attachment protein activity. The transcript is spliced from 12 exons. The record is from RefSeq and is a predicted model, not a curated record. Lineage: Eukaryota; Metazoa; Chordata; Mammalia; Artiodactyla; Bovidae. Gene Ontology annotation, cellular component: terminal bouton; synaptobrevin 2-SNAP-25-syntaxin-1a complex; vacuolar membrane. Gene Ontology annotation, biological process: synaptic transmission, glutamatergic; regulation of synaptic vesicle priming; intracellular protein transport. Bases 539 to 1306 code for a protein of 255 amino acids.